AAAAUGAUAUUUCUCACGGCGCUGUCUCUGUUUUGGAUUAUGAUUUCAGCCUCUCGUGGGGGUCAGUGGGGCGCCUGGAUGCCGUCAUCCAUCUCAGCCUUUGAGGGCACGUGCGUCUCCAUCCCCUGCCGCUUCAGCUUCCCUGAUGAGCUGCGGCCGGCCGUUGUGCACGGCGUCUGGUACUUCAAUAGCCCCUAUCCGAAAAACUACCCGCCGGUGGUCUUCAAGUCACGCACGCAGGUGGUGCACGAGAGCUUCCAGGGACGCAGCCGCCUCCUGGGGGACCUGGGCCUGCGCAACUGCACCCUUCUGCUCAGCAACCUCAGCCCUGAGCUGGGUGGCAAAUACUACUUUCGAGGGGACCUGGGGGGCUACAACCAGUACACCUUCUCUGAGCACAGCGUCCUGGACAUCAUCAACACCCCCAACAUCGUGGUCCCCCCGGAGGUGAUGGCUGGCACAGAAGUGGAGGUCAGCUGCAUGGUGCCUGACAAUUGCCCGGAGCUGCACCCAGAGCUGAGCUGGCUGGGCCACGAGGGGCUCGGGGAGCCGACUGUGCUGGGGCGGCUGCGCGAGGAGGAGGGUACCUGGGUGCAGGUGUCGCUGCUGCACUUUGUGCCCACCAGGGAGACCAACGGCCACCGGCUGGGCUGCCAGGCCUCGUUCCCCAACACCACUCUGCAGUUCGAGGGCUACGCCAGCCUGGACAUCAAGUACCCCCCGGUGAUCGUGGAGAUAAACUCCACGGUCGAGGCCAUCGAGGGCUCCCACGUCAGCCUGUUCUGCGGGGCCGACAGCAACCCACCGCCGCUGCUGACCUGGAUGCGGGAUGGCACGGUGCUCCGGGAGGCCGUGGCCGAGAGUCUGUCCCUGGAGCUGGACGAAGUGACCCCCGCCGAAGACGGCGUCUACCUCUGCCUGGCUGAGAACACCUAUGGCCAGGACAACCGCACCGUAGGGCUCAGCGUCAUGUAUGCACCCUGGAAGCCGACAGUGAACGGGACAGUGGUGGCCGUGGAGGGCGAGACAGUCUCCAUCUUGUGCUCCACACAGAGCAACCCGGAUCCUAUCCUCACCAUCUUCAAGGAGAAGCAGAUUCUGGCCACGGUCAUCUACGAGAGUGAGCUGCAGCUGGAGCUGCCUGCCGUCACACCCGAGGACGAUGGAGAGUACUGGUGUGUGGCUGAGAACCAGUAUGGCCAGAGGGCCACCGCCUUCAACCUGUCCGUGGAGUUCGCCCCUGUGAUCCUCUUGGAGUCCCACUGUGCAGCAGCCCGCGACACGGUGCAGUGCCUGUGCGUGGUGAAAGCCAACCCGGAGCCGUCCGUGGCCUUCGAGCUGCCCUUGCGCAACGUGACCGUGAACGAGACGGAGCGCGAGUUCGUGUACUCAGAGCGCAGCGGCCUCCUGCUCACCAGCAUCCUGACGCUGCGGGGGCAGGCCCAGGCCCCACCCCGGGUCAUCUGCACCUCCCACAACCUCUACGGCACCAAGAGCCUGGAGCUGCCCUUCCAGGGAGCCCACCGGCUCAUGUGGGCCAAGAUCGGACCUGUGGGAGCCGUGGUGGCCUUUGCCAUCCUAAUCGCCAUCGUCUGCUACAUCACCCAGACGCGCAGAAAAAAGAACGUGACGGAAAGCCCCAGCUUCUCGGGCGGGGACAAUCCCCCCGUCGUGUUCAGCAGCGACUUCCGCAUCUCCGGGGCGCCAGAGAAAUAUGAGAGCGAGAGGCGCCUGGGAUCAGAGAGGAGGCUGCUGGGUCUUCGGGGAGAACCCCCGGAGCUGGACCUGAGCUAUUCACACUCGGACCUGGGGAAACGACCCACCAAGGACAGCUAUACCCUGACGGAGGAACUAGCCGAGUAUGCUGAAAUCCGCGUCAAGUGAGGGAGCCGGGGACACCCUGUGCGGUCACCCACCCCCUCCAAGACCCUUGCUGGCCCCCACUGGCUGUGGGCUCCCUUCCUCCCCAAAGUCGUGGGGGCUGGGGCAGGGAAGGGCCGGGGCAGGUGACGGAGAGCUCUGGGGGCCUGGCCUCCCCCUCCUUCCAGCUGCCCCUGCCCCGCCAGCACCCCACCUCCACCUGUAGCUUCCCUCUAACCUCCUUUAACCUCAUCUGUCUGGAGGGGAGCUCCGUCUGUCCGUGUUAUUUAUUGCUACCCCCUGCCUGGUCUCCUGCCCCCACACCUGGCCCCAGGACCUGUACGGAGGGAUG
Molecule: messenger RNA, 2212 nt
Organism: Dama dama (fallow deer)
Lineage: Eukaryota; Metazoa; Chordata; Mammalia; Artiodactyla; Cervidae
Gene: MAG
Product: myelin associated glycoprotein
Exons: 9
Coding region: 4-1884 (626 amino acids)
Source: RefSeq, a predicted model, not a curated record